UCAAGUUAGUUGAGCCUCGCAGUCGCUGACAAAACAGUUGCGCGUCCUUCCUCCUUCACCCGUUUCUGUCUGGUCGUGUGGAGAACAGGUACGAGUUCGUGUUUCUGCUACAUUUGCUUUAAGCCGUCUGCUAGCUAAACCGGUUCCGUCCGCUUUCAUGAUAAACCGAAACCAUGACUAAAGACCCAAACAAGCCGCGAGGAAAAACAUCCGCUUACGCCUACUUUGUGGCGACGUGCCGCGAGGAGCACAAGAAGAAGCACCCGGGAACCAGCGUGAACUUCGCGGAGUUCUCCAAGAAGUGCUCCGAGAGAUGGAAGACCAUGUCUUCCAAGGAGAAGGUGAAGUUUGAUGAAAUGGCCAAGACUGACAAGGCCAGAUAUGACAGGGAGAUGAAGUCCUACGUCCCACCUAAGGGUGCCAAGAAGGUCAAGAAGAAGAAGGACCCAAACGCCCCCAAGAGGCCCCCAUCUGCCUUCUUCGUCUUCUGCUCGGACCACCGCCCAAAGAUCAAGGAGGACAACCCCGGCAUCUCCAUUGGCGACAUCGCCAAGAAGCUGGGCGAGCUGUGGGCCACGCAGAGCGCCAAAGACAAGGCGCCGUACGAGGCCAAGGCCGCCAAGCUGAAGGAGAAGUACGAGAAGGAUGUCGCCGCCUACAGAGCCAAGGGGGGCUCCGGGAAGAGCGACGCCGGCAAGAAGAGCGGCCCCGGCCGGCCCUCCGCCAAGAAGGUCGAGCCGGUCCAUGACGACGAUGACGACGACGACGACGAGGAGGAUGAGGACGACGAAGACGACGAGGAUGAAGACAAUGACGAGUAAAGCGUGUAAAGGAUGUGAAGAUUGUUCAGUUUGAUUUUGUGUGGCCUGCUCAGCCCCCACCCCCUCCUCCAUUCAGGGAUUUAGCUUUGUCCUGUUAGUCGCUGUUAAGUUUCUGCUGAAGCGGGUUUGUUACAUCUGAUGCUUGUUGCUGUUGAAGCGGUGAUGAAAUGGACUGAAGCUCCGUGCACGGCAGGACGACUUUUCUUUUAAUGUUUUCUGGAAGCACUGCUGUUUUCCGUUGGAGCGGUGCUCUUUCUUUACUGUCGGUUUACCACCUGGAGUCUUCUGUAGUGAGAAUUCAAAUGUUGGCAGCCAUUUUAAUGUGGACGAUGACACGUGUAGAACCAAUUUUCUUUUGUAAUAAAAUUUUUUAUAUUGACA
Oryzias melastigma (Indian medaka) is the source of this 1202-nucleotide messenger RNA. It is a transcript of the gene hmgb2a, whose product is annotated as high mobility group box 2a. Gene Ontology annotation, molecular function: DNA binding, bending. The record is from RefSeq and is a predicted model, not a curated record. Lineage: Eukaryota; Metazoa; Chordata; Actinopteri; Beloniformes; Adrianichthyidae. Gene Ontology annotation, cellular component: nucleus. Gene Ontology annotation, biological process: regulation of transcription by RNA polymerase II. The transcript is spliced from 5 exons. Bases 174 to 821 code for a protein of 215 amino acids.